UUCUCUCUCUCUCUCUCCCUCUCACUUUCACUCUCUCUCUCUCUCCCUCUCUCUCUCUCUCUCUCUCUCUCUCUCUCUCUCAGAGCUGCUCAUUGAACAAACACAUGAGUUUGAGUUCAGGAAACCUGGAAGUGGAAGUGGUGCUGCUCUGCUCUGUCCUCUUUCAUUCAGUGGAUCUGUUCAUCUGUUAAAGUUGCAGCAGGGCUUUGUUCCGCACAGGCUCCUCCACCGGCUCCUCCACCGGCUCCUCCACCGGCUCCUCCACCGGCUCCUCCACUCUGCAGGCACCGACACAAAGCCUCCUGAAGACACUCUGGGCUUUUUUAGUGCGAUCAUGUGUGCAGACGGCGUCCUCACUCGUUCUUUCAGUUCUUCAGUGGACGCUCAGGGCUCCUCGAACAUCUCCUCGUUGUGUCCUAAUGGUUCUCAGUGGGUGUUGGACGUCCUGGGGGAGUGUGCCCAGGAUGGGAGGGACAUGGCCAGCAUCUACCUGGGCCUGCUGUCCAUCCUCUGCUUCAUGGUGUCUUCACUACCGCAGUACUACAGCUCCUGUAAAACAGGGAACAUGGACAGUGCUCUGUCCAUCUGGUUCCUGCUGCUGUGGUUGGGGGGGGACACCUGUAACCUGGUGGGCUCUUAUCUGGCAGACCAGCUCCCCCUGCAGACGUACACUGCGGUGUAUUACGUGGCUGCGGACCUGCUGAUGUUGGCCAUGUACUUCUACUACAAACUGAAGAACAGAGCGGACCAACGCAGGGCCGUCGUACAUGUUGUGGGCGUGGCUUGUAUCCUGAGCUUCGCCGGCGGCUUCGCUCACCUCCCAGGACUGAGAUCCCGACAGGAAACGGUGUCGGCCGGAUUCAGAGGCCGAGCUCUGCUGUCAACGUCUGACAGCGGUUCUGUAAGGGCGUUUACACCCAAAGAAAUCGUGGGCUUUUCCAUCGGGUCGGUGUCGUCGGUGCUGUACCUGUGCUCCAGACUGCCUCAGAUCUACACUAAUUUUAAGAGGAAGUCCACAGAGGGCGUGUCCUACUUCCUGUUUGCGCUGGUCAUCCUGGGGAACACCACGUACGGCCUGAGCGUGUUACUGAAGAACCCGGACCAAGGCCAGGGCGAGAGCAGCUACAUGAUCCACCACCUGCCCUGGCUCAUCGGCAGCCUGGGAACCCUGUCCUUGGACAUCGUCAUCUCCAUCCAGUUCAUAAUUUAUCGCAAAGCUCCAAAACGUCACGUGGACGACAACGGUGUGGACGAGACUUCGCCCUUGAUGGGCAGUUAGACCAGGACCGGACCGGACCGGACCGGGUCUGAGUGGAGCAGUUCCACUUCCACCAGUGGUUUGAAGGUGUUUGUGUUUCUUCUGCUGUUUUCCUCCAUGUUUCCAGUGUGUUUGUGCAGACACAGACCAGUGGAGACUCCAGACGGGUUCAAGGACGUCUGAACCCAAACAUGUGCAGGUCUGUGUGUGUGGACCUGAGCCUGGACCCGGUCCAGUCUGAGGUUCACACUGCUUCUGAACUCUGUCUGACUCUGGACAAGCACACAUGUGGUUCUGUUGGAAAAACCACAAAUGUAUCAUACAAGUGUAAAUUAUAUUCAGAGCGUUUUAACCGAUGUUUAUACCAAGUGCCAUAAUCGACAAAAAAGUGUAUUUUUUGUAUUUUAACUGAUUUUAUUUGGUUUUAGAUCAUUUUAAAUGUAGUUUAACAGCUGUAUUUACUGUUUGCUUGGACCGGUUUUGUUUGCACUGGUGAUGACGUCACUGAAGUCCAAAUUUCACCAACCAUGAUUCACUCACAUUUUCACUGUCACAGUUUUUGCACAUUUGAACACAAACGGUGGUUUUUGUACUCUGAACAUUGUUAAAUAUGUUGGAUGGGUCAUUUGUACUGUAAACAUUAAAUACAUGCAUUUGGA
Molecule: messenger RNA, 1917 nt
Organism: Sphaeramia orbicularis (orbiculate cardinalfish)
Lineage: Eukaryota; Metazoa; Chordata; Actinopteri; Kurtiformes; Apogonidae
Gene: slc66a1
Product: solute carrier family 66 member 1
Exons: 10
Coding region: 335-1279 (314 amino acids)
Cellular component (GO): membrane
Molecular function (GO): basic amino acid transmembrane transporter activity
Source: RefSeq, a predicted model, not a curated record